Messenger RNA from Paramecium primaurelia, 485 nucleotides. NCBI's taxonomy places the organism in Eukaryota, Ciliophora, Oligohymenophorea, Peniculida, Parameciidae. The record is from the annotation of a GenBank genome assembly.
CAAAUAUGAGCUUCUAGAUAAUUCUGGUUGAAUUUAAGAAGGAAAAUAUUUUAUAACUAAGUUUUUAAGUCCAAAAGAAUUUGUGAUGCUCAUUUAAUAAUUUAUAUUCAUAAAUAUUAUGUGUGAUCACAGAAAAAGACAACUCACAUAUGAUGAUUUAGAUAACUCAAAUAUGAUACCUAGAGCACCUCUAAUUAAGUAUUUAUAUAUUUCUAUAAUUAAGACCAUUAAAAGAUUCAUCCAUCUUAAUACCUGAACUAUAAUUAACUUAUGAAAGUCCAAACAACUUUAAAUAGAUUCCAUUAACAAUUAUUUCUGAAGAUGAAAGACUAGAAGGGUUUUAAUUACCAUUAGUGGGUAAACACAUCAAAAAGAGAUAAAGAUUUUAAAGUGAAAAUGUUCGUCAUACAGUCAUAAAUAUGAUGGAAAGACAAUUAUUAAGUAGAAAAUCUUCAAAAAUACAAAUAGAAAGCAAUAUAUUUUGA